Acytostelium subglobosum LB1 is the source of this 942-nucleotide messenger RNA. RefSeq lists its product as hypothetical. The transcript is spliced from 3 exons. Gene Ontology annotation, cellular component: protein phosphatase type 2A complex; cytoplasm; nucleus. Gene Ontology annotation, biological process: mitotic spindle organization. Lineage: Eukaryota; Evosea; Eumycetozoa; Acytosteliales; Acytosteliaceae. The annotation marks the transcript as partial. The record is from RefSeq and is a predicted model, not a curated record. Gene Ontology annotation, molecular function: protein tyrosine phosphatase activator activity; peptidyl-prolyl cis-trans isomerase activity.
AUGACUACAGUAUUACCAUUAGAUCAUACCUAUGUCUUGCCGACAAAGGUUAUAACAAAUCAGAAUGAACUAAAUCAGUUCUUGGCAACUGAUACAGCUCGUUCAUUAUUGUCAUUCAUUCAACGAAUGGGUGAUGGUGUCGUAGGUCUUGCCAACGAUGCACCAUGUACAGUAUCACAGGCAACAGAGUCAAUAUUGAAUAUGUUGGAUAUAAUGUCGGGAUGGAUCGAUGAGAUACCACCUCUAGCACAGCCAAUGAGAUACGGAAACAAAGCAUAUCGUACUUGGCAUCAGAGAAUGGUGGACAACAUUGCAACAUUACAUCAACAGAUGCUGCCACAGAAUCUACAUCACGCAAUUGUAGAACUAUGCCCUUAUAUCAUUGAUGCGAUGGGCAACGCAACACGACUGGACUAUGGCACAGGUCACGAACUGCACUUUGUCGUAUGGAUGUACUGUCUGCGCGCCAUCGGCUUUGUCAACCAAGACGACGAGAAGGCGUUGGUGCUGCGUGUCUUCCCUCGCUACCUAUCGUCAUUGGCUCGCAAGUUACAGACUGUCUAUGGACUUGAGCCGGCUGGCACCCAUGGAGUGUGGAGUUUGGACGACUACCAAUUCAUACCAUUCAUCUGGGGCGCCGCUCAACUGACCGACAACCCAAGCAUCAAGCCCGUUGACAUACUGAAAGCUGGCGUAGUCGAUCAGAACUACAACAACUACAUGUAUCUGGCUUGUAUUAAGUUCAUCAAUACUGUAAAGAAGGGACCAUUCCAUGAGCACUCACCAGACUUGUAUAACAUAACUGGCGCUGCCAGCUGGGCCAAGAUACACCAGGGCAUGAUGAAGAAGUUCUACGCUGAGGUCAUGACCAAAGUUCCAAUUAUCCAGCAUUUCCUCUUUGGAAGCAUUUUGCCAUUCUCCACAGGUGCCUCCAAUAGAUCA